GGAAGUCUUCCCUUUUCUUAAACAAUCACAAGCGCAGAAAUAAACUAUUUACAUCGGAGUAGCACAACAUAAACCAGUGAACGGCGUAUGGAACUAUAGUAUACGGAAAUAUGUUCAACUAGUCGAAAUAAAAGAUUUUCACUAGGAGAACUGAACAAAAGGUCCGAACAGGGUGCUGGACCAAAUUCAGGACUUUUGCCAGAAUCAAUUUAGGAAACUUUCCAGAACAACUGCUUCAUAAAAAACAGAAGGUAAAUAUUCUGAAAGGUAAAUCAGAGUUCAUGUUUGCACACAUAUAUUUAGCCAUAAGAUAGAAAUAAAUAUAUCGUACUGAUUUCGACUGACUAUAUCUAGAUAUCUCUUGCAAUUAUUACACAUCACCAUAUCUAUUGUUUUAGUAGCAUUUGUCUGAGUAAAGUAUGAUACAGGAUGCUUCUAGCUUCGGGAGCAGUAACCCUGUUCAAAUGAGAUAUCCUUUUUAUGGUCAAGAAAGAACAUAUCCUACGUAGGGUACUAAGCUUUUUGUAACUCAAUAGAACUGUUAAAAAUACUAACUCUUAGCUGCAUUAACGAAGCAAGAGAAUGUCCCGCACUACUUUUAGCUAGGUUUUGCAGCAUAUUUUACAUAUAUUUUUUUUUAUAUUUUACAUGAAAUCCGUUGGCCAGGUCCAUGUUAACUGUGUCGAAAUUGCUUUAUAGUUUAAAUAAAAGUCAUCUAACUGAAUUGAUUGCCUUCACAGUAGCCUGGGAAUCCAGUCUGCCAAUUUCUUUUUUUUUCUACCUGCAAAUUGAGAUAAUAUCAGAAACUCGAUGAAUGCCAAUUAACACUAAUUAGAGCAAAUUAAGCGAUAUCUUUAAUGCAUAAAUAUUAGGUAUGAUUUCUUCUGACAAAGCAUAAAUAUUAUCAACGGCUUCCCAGGCUACCUUCACAGCAGUAUUCUAUUAGAACAGGAAGAGAAUAGUUAUUUAAUCGGUGCAAAAAGAAAAAAGAAACAAAAAGAGAAUGUCAUUGUUUGUACAAAAGGAAAAUACACAAUAUACUGUCAGGUUAAGUUAAACACAACAUAUAUAUCUUUAGUGUCAUUUAAAGUUUAUUUUUAUGAUGUGGUUUGUGAAAAAGACGUGAUUGCUAUCUCUUUCAGUGUUUUCAAAAUGUGUGUUUUGAAGUGGUAUAAUUUUGCAGCCGUCUUGCUUUUUACCUGCAUUCUUAAACUGGGGCAUGGCAAGUUGAAAGAACCGGAUUUUGACAGCGGAUGGGUAUUAAUUACCUCCGCGAACAGCUGGCCGGAAAGAAGCAAGGCUAUGAGAACCUUCAAACAUGGCUUCGAUGAGUCACCUUUACUUGUAGACGUUCAAGUCAAAGCUGUAGACGGUCCCAACAAAGGCUUUAUAUUUCCAGGGACAGGUCACGUGAUAAGGGAUGACGACCGCCGAUAUCCUUUUGGAAAUGUUGCCUAUAUAUACGAUAAUACAUCUAUAAUGGUCUCUGCACCUGUCCGAUGGAAUGCCAUGCUUGGAUAUUGUAUUUAUACAGGAUUUUCUCGAUACUGGGAAGGACCAGCAGACCAGAAAAGCUAUUCAGCGCUUGUACGUGCCAGGGCUUGGAAAGCUGGGUCUAUGCCGAAACCCGAUUUUACCUCACGAGGCAUUAAACUGACCGCUGCCUCAGGACGGAGGGAAGAUUCGUAUGUAUCAGUGCAUCAUGGACUUUCAGCACAUCCGUCUUUGGUCAUUUCUAGAAUCAGACUUCCUCAAGGAAAUGAAUUUGCCAAUUUUUAUGCAGAUUCAGUUGGGUCAGGAUCUAUCAUCUACACAAGCUACACUGACAACGAAAGAAGCGGCUACGUGAUUUAUGGAUUUGAUAAUUCCUCGAUUCGAGUAUGGGUUCCUUCUCGUCCAUGGGGAUAUGUGUUCAGUGGUGGUGAAGGAGGAGCAGGUUUUAAUAUCAAAGUAAAAACAGGUAUCCUUGAACUGUAUGCAUGGCGGGAGGAGAGUUUGACACCAAGUUUUACAUCAAAGAAAACUCUUUCUCCUACUCGUAUAAGAUCAUCCGAUUUGACAAUGCACUUUAACGAGGAAAGAGGUGAAAACGAAACAUUUACAAGAGCAUGGGUACAAGCAACUGACGGUGUGAAUUCCGGCUAUCGUUUUGUUGGUAAUGGUGCACUUGCGUAUGACAGAUAUAUCGUGUCUAGACCAUGUAGUUACGGGGGACUUGUCUAUGCAUACACAAACAGUACAAUGCGAUUCUGGAAGCCAGGAAGAGCGACCAACGGAGCGGUAAUUUGUCUGCAAGAUAAACUUGGAGAAGGCACAAAUACGCAAGCUUCUUCGCAUGGAAUAGCAAUUGUAAAAAGUUGGCAAUUAGGUCAGAUUAAUAUAUUUACCAAUAGCUGCGUUGAAUUAGGUAUUCAUAAUGUCUAA
Mercenaria mercenaria is the source of this 2424-nucleotide messenger RNA. RefSeq lists its product as uncharacterized. The record is from RefSeq and is a predicted model, not a curated record. Lineage: Eukaryota; Metazoa; Mollusca; Bivalvia; Venerida; Veneridae. Bases 1153 to 2424 code for a protein of 423 amino acids. The transcript has 9 exons.